AUGCAUGUCAUGCAGUUAACCGGUCCCUUCGAUGCUGAGCUUCUCGGCGUGCUUCCCAAGUCACUCAAGUUUAUCUGCCACAACGGCGCUGGAUAUGACAACAUCGACAUCCCAUCUUUCACAAAAAAGGGGAUCGAAGUCUCCAGCACUCCCAGAGCUGUUAACAAUGCCACUGCAGACAUAGCUGUCUUUCUGAUGAUCGGUGCAUUAAGACAGGCGUGGAUUCCACAGCAGGCUAUUCGAGCAGGACACUGGCGAAGCGAAAUGGAGCUUGGGCAUGAUCCACAAGGGAAAGUUCUGGGUAUAUUGGGGAUGGGAGGGGUUGGUAUGCAAGUCGCUCUUCGUGCGCAAGCCUUUGGAAUGAGAAUCAUAUAUCAUAAUCGAAACCGAAUCAACCCAGAACCAGAGGGAAUGGUAUACGUCUCAUUCGACGACUUGCUUACGCAAUCCGACAUUAUCAGUCUCAACUGUUCAUUGACAGACGAGACUCGGCAUAUAAUCGGGGGACCCGAGUUCACAAAGAUGAAGAACGGUGUGAUUAUUGUUAACACUGCGAGAGGGGCUUUAAUAGAUGAGAAGGCGCUUGUGGGAGCUUUGAAAUCAGGCAAGGUCCAAUCUGUUGGCCUUGACGUCUAUGAGCACGAGCCCACAGUCGAGAAGGAGUUGCUGGAGAACCCGAGGGUCAUGUUACUUCCGCAUAUUGGGACCGUCACAUAUGAGACGCAAAGAAAUAUGGAACAGCUUGUGUUUGAUAACCUAAAGUCAUGUCUGAAGGAGGGGAAAUUGCUCACCAAGGUUCCGGAACAGAGAAUUCCUAACACAAUAUUGCUCUAA
This is a messenger RNA of Paracoccidioides brasiliensis Pb18, 834 nucleotides long. RefSeq lists its product as uncharacterized. The transcript is spliced from 5 exons. The record is from RefSeq and is a predicted model, not a curated record. Gene Ontology annotation, molecular function: hydroxypyruvate reductase [NAD(P)H] activity; glyoxylate reductase (NADPH) activity; NAD binding. Gene Ontology annotation, cellular component: cytosol. Bases 1 to 834 code for a protein of 277 amino acids.